Molecule: messenger RNA, 2642 nt
Organism: Fusarium verticillioides 7600
Lineage: Eukaryota; Fungi; Ascomycota; Sordariomycetes; Hypocreales; Nectriaceae
Exons: 2
Coding region: 399-2162 (587 amino acids)
Source: RefSeq, a predicted model, not a curated record
CAACAUGGUGUCUGACCACUCGAAUGGGUAUGCCGAUUGAGCUGUUGGAAGGCCGAUUGAUCUAGACGACAAGAGUGUUAUUGUUCAUCUGCCACCCAGGCUCGCCAAUACGGUGAUAGUCCAUGUUCUUGAUCUGGACCAGGGCACAUACAUGGGUUGUCACAUCGCGGUCUCAGCUGCAGGCGAUACAGUUCGCUCGUGACCCCCCUGAUCAAGGAUGUCCCAGCCUCCGCGAAGGAAGAAAGACAUAAAUAGUGUCAAAAGGACUCUCGCGUAGGACUUCCCUCACAAAUCGCUUUCCACCUCAAGCUCUUCCUUUGUGAGCCCUCAACUCGACAGCUUUAUGCCCCGGUCCCUUGUGUAUAACAAGUCUCUGACUCUAGUCUUAACUCCUGGAAAUGAGUCCAGCGAACAGCCUUGCCGAGGCUCACAGCAGUCUGUACAACGCGCUCGGAAUCCCACAGGCCGGAGACAUCGACUGCUUUGCCGGGAGGGAGACCCAAAGCCAGUGCCUCCACACACUUCCAAAACGGCGACGAGCCUUGAUUAAGCCAAUUGUGCAAGCCCUGGCUGUUCGAGAAUCUAACGAUGAUGACCAAAGGGAUACCAUUGAUCUUUCUCUCCGGGACUUGGCCAAGAAACUCGUCUGCCACAGACCAGAAAAGAUACACACGGAAACACUCGUGUUCGACGGAGACAAGUUUCCGAAUCCCGUGGACUAUGCCCACGCCUUAUUGACUAGGAGGUUCUACAAAUGGCUCAAGACGGAGAGCAAAGAAAAUCCAAGGCUGGUACGGUCUUCUCAGAAAUCAUCGACUUCCCUUCGAGAACGUGGAGCAGCGCGCAUGAGCAAACGAAAUCCGGAUCAAAGUCAAUGUUUUAUCAUUUACGACACGGACGACGGCGAGUAUCCGGGUGACUAUCUAAGCGAUGAUGUGAUUGAAUCAAUUGAAGAAGACAUCGAUUUAAGUCACAGGGGAGCCAGUUCAGAUCAAGAUUCUGAAGAUGAGGGGAUAGACGAAUGUACCCGUCAGACAUCUACACAGCGGGAACUUCGACGUCCUGGACUUACUAGGCAGAGCCCACUGGGUGACAAGGAAAUCCCCAGGACGCCCCCAAGAAACCACGGUUCGAGAUAUCGCAACAUUUAUUCCAGAUCACCAGGCCUGCUAUCAUACCCAACACCCACAAACGAUGCAUGUCUUACUUCACCAGGGUCUGUCACCUCGCCUGAUCCUAGUGAGGUCUUCACCCCAUAUUCGACAGCCUCGACACCAUAUUCUGCUUUCAGCACCAAGGGGUGCGAAACUCCACGAUCUUCUUUUCGCCAGAGCUGCUAUAAUGAAAGACACAUGGAGAGCCCAACGCGCAGAAAGAUGCAGACAGAUAUUGACCUUCUUUCAAGCGAUAUGAUGAAGAAAAUGAGACUCAGCGUAGAUGACUUGGGUGACCAGAGUGACGAAGCUGAAUCAGAAGCGGAGUCAUUGCGAUCUCGUCGCUCCAUGACCUUCGAUGACACGGAGAAAUCGCCAGUCCAUAAUACCGUGAAACUCUUGGCAAGGCCAGUUUCGGAGGAGCGGUUGGGAUCUGGGUAUGUAUAUUGCUUCGCCGAAAGGUCAAAGCCUGGAUUCCUCAAAAUUGGAUACGUAAGAAGCCCCGAGUUCAGCAAGUCUGACAAGGUUGAAAGGAGGAAGGGGGAAUGGGAGAAUGAAUGCAAAAAUGACCUGGUCUACAAAUUCAGGGUCUUCAUGCCACAUGCUGUUAGGAGGAUGGAGGCACUGAUCCAUCAAACGUUACACAGAAAGAAAAUGAACGCCUCUUGUCCGAACACAGCCUGCCAAAAGACGCACAAGGAAUGGUUCAGGAUAGAGGAAGAAGAGGCAUACCGAGUUAUCGAGAUCUGGCAACAGUUCAGCAAGUUGAAUCCCUAUGGUGACAAGGGCGAGUUAGAAGAGCACUGGGCACGAUACAAACUGACACAUCUAGACGAUGAGUGUCUCUGGAACGCCAAAAGCUGGUUAGCCACAGAGUGGGCUAAGUUGAUCGCAGAGGCUGUCGAAGCCUUGAUGCAAGAGAAGCAGAGAGCCGUGGAGAAAUAUCAUGCAGAAAUGAGACAACGUCUGGCUGUGUUAAGGAAGGCUCAAGAACGAAUUUUGAUUUAGAAGCACGGUCUGGGCACAUUCGAGUUGUAAGUUUACCAAACUGGACGCUUGUUUAUGGACGUGUUUAAGGUCUGGCCAUGGCUAUUAUGCUUUGUAUUACUAAGUGCUGUUUCAUUAGUUAACGCGUUGUUUAGUCAAUUUACAAGAGAUCAAGAAUUGUGAUACUUGUGAGUCGUCUUGUCCUCCACGGGUAUACCGGAGGCUAUGUGAGCAAGUAUUACACCAUGUACGGAGCACGAGCGUGUAACUUGUCAGAAUGAGGCUGUCUCGUCCCACCCCGUUGAAGAUAGAAUGUUGAAGUCGGAGCGUGGGGGACACUUUGAUGGAUGAGAUGUGUUACCUGAACUCAGGGAACUAGAAAACUUCUGAUGUUGAAUCAGGGUGUCGAGAUAAACUAAGGUAGUCUAAAGGCCUGCUAAGAUAUAGUAAACUUAUUCAAGUCUUGUUGUUAGCUAGAAAGGAGUUCUCAAUUUUCUUGCC